ACCAACUUGGAAUAGAACAAAUUAAGCUAGCAUCUAUUAACCCCUCUUGUCACUUCACCCUCAGCUAAUGAGCAAAUUAAGUCUUCUCUUCCCCCCAAGUCAUAGAAAGCUAGCACUGCUGCUUGGGGAACCAUAUAUAAAACCCCCACAAGAAAAAUCAUUACAAGGAAUCGAUCCAUCCACCCACCAAUUGCAAGCAGCUAGCUAGCAAACAAUUGCAAGAGGAAGAAGGGAGGGAGCUUAGCUAGAUAAGAUCGGUCGUCUCUCUCUCGGCGCUCAGCUCUAGCUAGCUUCUUCGAUCGAUCUUCAAGUCCAUCCAGAGGGCACACAAAGCAGCUGCAGGUCGAUCGAGAGCUCUAGCUACUGUUGGCAAGAAAACCCUAGACUAGAGAAGUCUUCGAAGGCGCUAGCAUAUGGCGAACAGGUGGUGGGACGAGGGCCGUGAUCUGGGCCCGCCGGCGCCGAGCGCGGGCGAGCCCUCAUCGCUGUCGCCGCCGCCGCUGGGCGCCGCCAAGAACGAAGAAGACGGCACCGAGUCCCCGAACGGCGCCGACGCCGGGGCCGGGCCGGGCGCGGUGGUGACGGGCAACCGGCGGCCGCGUGGCCGGCCGGCGGGAUCCAAGAACAAGCCCAAGCCGCCCAUCUUCGUCACCCGCGACAGCCCCAACGCGCUGCGCAGCCACGUCAUGGAGGUGGCGGGGGGCGCCGACAUCGCCGACGCCAUCGCCGCCUUUGCCCGCCGCAGGCAGCGCGGCGUCUGCGUGCUCAGCGGCGCCGGCACCGUAGCCGACGUCGCGCUCCGCCAGCCGGCCGCGGGGUCCGUCGUGGCGCUCCGCGGCCGCUUCGAGAUCCUCUCGCUCACCGGCACCUUCCUCCCCGGCCCGGCCCCGCCCGGGUCCACCGGGCUCACCGUGUACCUCGCCGGCGGCCAGGGCCAGGUGGUCGGCGGGAGCGUGGUCGGCGCGCUGACGGCGGCGGGGCCGGUCAUGGUGAUCGCGUCCACCUUCGCCAACGCGACGUACGAGAGGCUGCCGCUGGACGAGGUGGACGCCGCCGGAGCCGAGGAAGAUGGCCAUGGGAAUGGGAUGCCGCCGCCGCACAGCGAGGCAACAAUGGCGUCGAUGAUGCCCGUGCACGGCGUGGACCCGUCCAUGUUCGGUGGCGGCAUGCCGGCCAUGGCGGGGGGCGCCGGGCUGCAGCUCGGCCACGAUCUUGCAUGGGCGCAAGCUCAACACCAGCAUCAGCAUGCACGCCCGCCGCCGCCCUACUAGCUGGCUAGCUCUAGCCAAUGCCGGCGAGGCGACAAUCGAUCUCAGGCAGUUAUUGUUGUUAUUUAUGUAUGUAGGAUGGGUCGAUUUCGAACUCGAUCGAUCGAGGAUUAUUGUGCUUAGCUUUUGAUUAAUUUCGUAUGGAUCAGUAACUGAAGAAUUGAACGAAUUAGUAUCUCUGUCUGAUGAUCUGAUCAGGAGGAGUAAUAAAUUAAGCUAAGAGGCAGUUGUAUCGAUCACCUUGCUGUUAAUUAGUUUUACUACAUCAACAAAUGAAGCCCUUUGGGCUUUGGGACAAUGUUUUGAUUUCAUGUAAUGAUCUGAUCGGCUGAUGGUUUCUCA
Messenger RNA from Brachypodium distachyon (stiff brome), 1610 nucleotides. RefSeq names its product AT-hook motif nuclear-localized protein 20. The transcript is spliced from 2 exons. Gene Ontology annotation, cellular component: nucleus. Lineage: Eukaryota; Viridiplantae; Streptophyta; Magnoliopsida; Poales; Poaceae. The record is from RefSeq and is a predicted model, not a curated record. The coding region runs from base 414 to 1271 and encodes 285 amino acids. Gene Ontology annotation, molecular function: minor groove of adenine-thymine-rich DNA binding; DNA-binding transcription factor activity.